AUUCACACAUCAUAUGGAAUGGAAGAUGAUGAGUAUGCUUCUUCAUCAGAGAUGUCACUUGUUCGAUCAUUUCUACUCUUGAUCGAGUUGGAUAGGAAUGUACUUCCCAUGGUUCUCACAUUAAGAUUGCUUAGGGUGUUGGAUUUAUUGGAAUAUUACAUUAGUAAGUUCCCGGAAGAAAUAUUACAACUUGUGAACUUACGCUACUUAUCUAUCAAUUGCAAGUCAUUGCCAAGAAGUGGAAUAUCAAGAUUGUGUAAUUUGCAAACGUUGAUUGCUCUGUUAGGCAAUGGCUCUUGUCCAGCUGAGUUGUGGGAGAUGGGAGAUGUCUGAGUUAAGACAUCUCAUUAUGUUCGGUGCAUAUCUCAUGAUAGAAGAUGAUUACAUGAAAAAAAUUGUUCUAAAGAAGCUGCAGACGAUACGGAAUGUAAGGAUAAGUCCGUCAGUGAUUAGAAGGGGUUUCUUGGAAAGCAUUCCAAAUAUAAAAAGCUUGAAAAUCUAUUAUGCGGUUAAAGGCUCAUGGGUGAGUGAAGUAGUUGAUCUGAGUCAUCUUCACAAACUCCAAACAUUAAGCUGGAGGUCAUCAUACGAUCAAUAUAUGCACGUACCCAAAUAUCCAUCUACUCUUAGAAAAUUAAAUAUCUUUGGUUGUGUAAUAACUCCGGCAGGGACGACGGCUCUGUGUGCACUACCGAAUCUGGAAGUACUCAAGAUAAGAUAUUGUACCUUCAAAAGCAAUGAGACAGAAGAAGAAGAAGCAAAUGAAGAGUGGGAAAUAGCAGAAGGAGAUGAAUUCAGCUCAUUGCAGUUUCUACUACUCUAUAAUUCACGUCUGGUGCGUUGGAGAGCUGAUGAAACCAACUUCCCUAGACUCCGCCAUCUCUUUAUACGAUAUUGUAGGAAGCUAGAGGAAAUCCCCGCCGGCAUUGGAGAAAUCCCAACCCUCCAAUUAAUCCACUUAGAAGAGUGCAGGUAUUCUGCAGUGGCCUCAGCCAAACAGAUUCAGGAGGAGCAACAAUCUGAAUACGACAACUACGACCUCCAACUUCGUAUCUCCCCAUAAUUGCACAUAAAGAGGAAGAGAAAAGAAAGGAAGAUGAAGAUUGAAGACGACUCAAAGUGGCCACAUUUGAAACUCAUUUGAUUUCUCCCCUCUUGUCUUGUCUGCAAUUACUUCACAAUUUGCUUUGUUUUUCACGGGUUUUUGCCAUGGGACUUUUAAUGAGACUUGAACCUUUAAUUGGAUUUUUUUUUUAAUAUGAUAUUAUAAUUUCAUUGAUAUA
Salvia miltiorrhiza (redroot sage) is the source of this 1283-nucleotide messenger RNA. RefSeq lists its product as uncharacterized. The record is from RefSeq and is a predicted model, not a curated record. The transcript is spliced from 2 exons. Lineage: Eukaryota; Viridiplantae; Streptophyta; Magnoliopsida; Lamiales; Lamiaceae. Gene Ontology annotation, molecular function: alpha-tubulin binding. The coding region runs from base 290 to 1063 and encodes 257 amino acids. Gene Ontology annotation, biological process: protein folding.